This is a messenger RNA of Linum tenue, 921 nucleotides long. The record is from the annotation of a GenBank genome assembly. NCBI's taxonomy places the organism in Eukaryota, Viridiplantae, Streptophyta, Magnoliopsida, Malpighiales, Linaceae.
CCCCAAUGAAAAGCUACCAAAGUGGCAUGCGGCAGUCGAAUAUUACAAUUCAAACCGAAGGAAGCCAUUGGUAGGAGUUUCUGUUUCUCUUCAUCCAUUAUAAUAAAGAAGGGAAGUGAUCAAUCCCUCUGAAAUGGCUGCUUAAGUCGCACGGAAACCGUCCGACCCACCGACCGAUCCAACCAAACCAACGACGACGCUCGCCUUCUUCUUGCCGGAGGGAGAGAAGAGAAGACCCACAUCGGAUUACAUUAAGGCGUCGAAAAUUCGCGACAAGCUGUGCGGAGCUGUGGUGGGUUCUUUCUUCAAGUAUUUCAAGAAGCAGCCGGCGACGGCAGAGAGAGGGAUGAGAGGAAUCUCGAGAAGCAGAUCGGCUUUUCCUUGGCGUUUCCUCUUCUUUUUCACUGCCGCCUCUCUCCAGUUUCUCGCUGGCUUAUGUGACGACCCAUCUAGCACAAAAGACAAUGCAAAGAAAGCUGAUUCUGGUGUCGAUACUCGCCGUAAGAUUCUUUUCAUUUUCCUAGGGAUGGUGGCAACUGGGUUGCUUUCAUUUGGCCUUUUCAAGUUCUGGCAAAAGAAGAAAAGAGAAGAGCAGUAUGCCCGUCUGCUAAAGUUGUUUGAAGAGGACGAUGAGCUGGAGGUUGAACUUGGCCUCAGAGAUUGACACUCAUAGUGCUCUGGUAAUGGAGUCAAUUGUAGUUGAGGUUUCACGAUCGGAGUUGGCAUUAGGACAGGUGGUUCCUCUGCUUGGUCGCAACUCCCCUUCUUGAAGAUGCUUUGCUUCCGAGCCCGAAGCUUUUACCAUUAUAGUGAUUAUGUUGAAAUGGAAAUCGUGAUUCAAAUUCUUUCAGAACCUUUUAGUGAGAGGAAGAAAAGAGAAAAGAAAGUAUUGCACAGUAUGUAAUGAAAAUUCUCGUAUAG